UCGCAUCUCCUGUGGAUGCAUGCGAAUGGAACAGGUGACGCCGCCGUAGGCCGGCGCUGGAGCUUGUUUGGCAGAUACCUGGCUGAGUUGCUUGCAGAGAGGCAGAAAUUGGCCCCAUUCGUGCAAGUUCUUCCUUUCUGUACCUGGCUCUUGAACCAAGAGAUUUUGCGGGCAUCUACUAUGGCGCCUAACCAUAAUUUUGUUGAACCUGAGAGAAUUGAGCAUGGUAGCCCAUUAAGGUUACCUGGCCACCCAGUGAAUGGUCAGCCAAUGGAUCUGGAGGGCGGCUGGUCAGAGAUGCAAACGGAGGUGCAUAUCAGACAACUUUUUAUUCCUUUUUGUAUUACAUACUUGUUUGGUCAUUGGAUUUAUAAAGUAGAAUGCGAAUAGGUUUUGGACAUUGCAUAUUUUAUUUGAGUAUGCUAUGCAUUUUACUUUGGAGCUGCCACUUAUUAUGAGCAAUCCAACCUACCAAUAGAAUAGUCUUUUUUUUUUUACACUUGGACAUGGGGUUAAAUAACAUGGCUUGUAAAUUGUAAUAAGGAGAGCAUUAGACAUGCCAUAUAGUUUGGACACUUGGACAUGGAUUAAAUAGCAUGACUUGUGAAUUGUAAUAAGGAGAGCAUUAGACAUGCCAUAUAGUUUGGACACUUGGACAUGGAUUAAAUAGCAUGACUUGUGAACUGUAAUAAGGAGAGCUUUAAAAAAUGAAGAUUAUUUUUCCAUGUCAGACUUUAUUGCUGACAAGCAUGAAAUGUUCUGUUACUGUUUAUGGAGAUUAGUCGUUGUUUUAGAUAUUUUUAUCGAGGACCUUGCAUACGUGAAUGGUCUCUUAUAUCAAAAUAUAGAGCUUUGGUGCGCUCACAAUCACCUAAAAUGGAAAUGAUUGACUCCUUGUUUAAGCCAAGGGGAACUGAUGAUGAUGGCCUGAUUCG
Molecule: messenger RNA, 935 nt
Organism: Setaria italica (foxtail millet)
Lineage: Eukaryota; Viridiplantae; Streptophyta; Magnoliopsida; Poales; Poaceae
Product: KH domain-containing protein At1g09660/At1g09670-like
Exons: 2
Coding region: 16-390 (124 amino acids)
Source: RefSeq, a predicted model, not a curated record